UCUUUCUUCGCGCUCGUGGAAACUUGGAGCUCCCUGUAAAUGGCGUCCCAUUCUACUACCUCACACCUACAGAAGUCCUAUCUCUUCAAUGCUACCCAUAAAAUGCAGACACUCUCUGUAUCUUCUGUGAGCACGAAAGCUUCAUGGGACACAGAACAGAGGCUUCCUUAUAAUCCCAAUGCUCCCAGAAAGAUCAAGAAGAACACUAACGCUCUCAGCCAGACGCCAAUUUUAAAAACAUCUCCUUCUUCCAGUUCAUCUUCUCCAACAGCAUGGACGGAGAAGUACGUUUCUGACCUUCUGAAGCGCAACAGUCCUGAUACCAGUGAAGGGAAUACAGCAGAGCCAGACGAAACCUACUUGGGAUAUGAGAGAUGGUUGCCGAGUCCUCCUAAAGUGGUGAAGCCAAGAUCUGUAUUCAAUGCAGCAUCUCUAGCAUAUAUUGGCGAUUGCAUAUAUGAGCUUUAUGCUCGCAGGCACUUUUUAUUUCCUCCCCUAAGCAUUGAAGAGUACAACGAUCGUGUGAUGGCACUUGUGCGUUGUGAGGCUCAAGAUGCAUUGCUCCAGAAACUUCUCCACAGCAACUUCUUAUCAGAACAAGAGAGGGAUGUGCUUCGAUGGGGAAAGAACAUUAAUUCAAGCAAAACACGGACGAAAAAGCGUGCUGGUGCGGCUGUGUAUAACAGAGCAUCUUCACUGGAAACAUUGGUUGGUUAUCUUUAUUUGACUAAUGUGAAUCGCUUGGAAAAGCUAAUGGCGGAGUUGGGAUUUUCAGUUGACUCUUCAGCAAGUUUUAAUGUGGAAGAAGCAAUAUCAGGACGGCUGAAUAACGGAUAAGGACAGUCUUCAACAAAUCUUCCAGAAGAGCAGAAAUGUACGAAAUGAAUGAUGUAGUAAAUCAGCCUGCACAUGAUCUCCAGUUUUGAUCAAUUGAAUUCCUCAUUCACUUAUGUACAAUGAUAGAUGUUGUAUUGCUCUCCAACGGUAUGAUUUGCCAUCCUAAAGAUCUGAAGCCAGCUAACUUCUUUCUUAUGUGAAAUUGCUGUACAAAUACUGUGACCUUACGGUUUCUCAGUGUUGGAGAGGCAUAUAAAAUAUUUAUCAUUCAUUUUAUCUUAAAUUUUC
Messenger RNA from Neltuma alba, 1125 nucleotides. Its product is annotated as mini-ribonuclease 3. Lineage: Eukaryota; Viridiplantae; Streptophyta; Magnoliopsida; Fabales; Fabaceae. Gene Ontology annotation, molecular function: ribonuclease III activity. The transcript is spliced from 7 exons. Gene Ontology annotation, biological process: RNA processing. The record is from RefSeq and is a predicted model, not a curated record. The coding region runs from base 40 to 837 and encodes 265 amino acids.